Messenger RNA from Phaethon lepturus (White-tailed tropicbird), 1042 nucleotides. It is a transcript of the gene RIPOR3, whose product is annotated as family with sequence similarity 65, member C. The transcript is spliced from 8 exons. The annotation marks the transcript as partial. Lineage: Eukaryota; Metazoa; Chordata; Aves; Phaethontiformes; Phaethontidae. The record is from RefSeq and is a predicted model, not a curated record.
CACAUACAACGACAACACGCUUCAGUCCCUGAGCUGUGACAUGGGAACAGAAACAAGAGAUGUAACUACUGGUGAUGACAACUUAGACGCACUUUUGGUAACUCAUCUGAAGCUGUGCAAAGGCCUUUUGGAGAAACUGAGGUCACCAAAUGUAGCCCAGGUUGUCCAGGAGAGCAUUUUGGAAGCAGUAUCAGAGCAGACGCGAGUCCUGGGGGAUGUCUUGGAUACAUCUGUUGAAGAAAUUAUUCAGAAGACUAAAAAGAAGAAGCACUAUUUGAAAAUCUGGAGUGAUCUUGCAGAGCCUGGAACCAUCUUGUUUGCUUCAGUAGAAAGAUUCCGUCAUGCACUAAAAUACACAUUGACGCUCAAAGUGAAGGAAAAGUACCCCGGUCAAUUAGAAGCAGUAUUGCAGAGGUUGCUAGAGCAGAUCAUCACCUGUGAUGGGUUGCUCCCCUCUCUGUGCCUCCAGACAGAACCAGUUACUUUAUUCCAAUUUUAUAGCUACCUGGAAAAACACCACAUUACCAGCCUGGAGAAACACUUGGGAAGACUUGCUAAAGAAGUGAUGCUAAUUGAGGAGCUACAAUGCCCUGGACGGCUGAAGACUCUUAAAAAAUUGAAAGGAAAGCGACUGAACAAACUCCAACCUCUACCACAGACUUUACGGCUACUUGGGAUUCUGCAGCUGGACGACAACCACCGUGUCAGCAAAGCAGCCACAUCCUGCCUCUCCCGUGCCGCAGGGAACAGGAAUUUUAGGGAAAAGGCUCUCUUUUUUUACACUGAUGUUUUAGCUGACAGUGAUGCGAGACUUCAACAAGCUGCAUGUUUGGCCCUUAAAAACCUCAGAGGUGUUGAGAGUAUUGAGCAGGUUGCCCGCCUGUGCCAAUCUGGAACAGAGGAAGUUAGGAAUGCAGCCAGGGACACAACGCUAUCCUUUGGUGAAAAGGGACGACAAGCCUUUGAGAAAAUGGACAGGAUUUGCUGUGAAUUAAGAGAAACUGUACAACAAGAGGCUGAAAUUGAGAUCACAGUAUUUUAG